CUCCCUCCUUGGCCAGCCCUCCGGGCCUGGGAUUCUGGGCCAGCAACAAGUUAUAAUUGCAAACAUGGACCAAGGAACCAGAGGCGGCCCAGAGGCCCGGGGUCCGUGAGCUGCUGUUUGAGGCUGCAGGACACUGGGUCGCCAUGGGGAUAGCUGCCCUGGGCCUCCUCUGGGCAGUGCUCCUGCACCCUCUCUCUGUGUUUGGAAUCCCCACCGAGGAGCCCACCUCUGGGGAAGCCGUGGCCUCUAGUUCCCCUGGGCUCUGUCGACGGUGCUGUGACUCUGAGGACCCCCUGGUCCUUGCUGAUGCUGCACAUGAGUCCUUGGCCUCUCCGUCCGCCCUCCCGUACAUGCUGCCUGAGGUCAGGCCCUACAUUAACAUCACCAUCCUGAAGGGUGACAAAGGGGACCGAGGCCUGCUGGGCUCGCCCGGGAAGCUGGGCAGGGAGGGCCCCCGGGGGGAGCGCGGCCCCCAGGGCACCAAGGGUGCCAAGGGGCAAGCAGGCAGCCCCGGCAGCCCGUGCCAGAUGCGCUUCUCAGCCUUCUCGGUGGGCCGCAAGACGGCCCUGCACAGCAGCGAGGGUUUCCAGCCGCUGCUGUUCGACACAGUCUUCGUGAACCCGGACGGGCACUUCAACCUGGCUGCCGGCCACUUCGUCGCCCCCCUGCGCGGUCUCUACUUCUUCAGCCUCAACGUGCACAGCUGGAACUUCAAGGAGACCUACGUGCACGUCGUGCACAACGACGAGGCAGCCGUCAUCCUGUACGCGCAGCCCAGCGACCGCAGCAUCAUGCAGAGCCAGAGUGUGAUGCUGGCCUUGGCACCCGGCGACCGUGUUUGGGCGCGGCUCUUCAAGCGUGAGCGUGAGAACGCCGUCUACAGCGACGACAUCGACACCUACAUCACCUUCAGCGGCCACCUCAUCAAGCCCGAGGACGAUUAGUGCCUCCCAUGGGGCAGCUCUGGCCUGGGGUGGCCACGGGCAGGUCUGUCCCCUGCGGGGCCUCAGUUUGCCUGUCUGUGAAGUUGGCCCUGGGACCUGGCAUUCUGGGCAGGCUUCCUCCUCUUUCCUUCCCUCCAUCACCCGUCCCAGUCUGUUCGGGCCUCUCUCCUCUCUUGGACAUUUUCAGAAACCUCCUAACCUAAAUCUUCUAGAGCUUUCCCAACCUUUUAGACCAGCACUUUUCAAACUUGAAUGUGCAUCCGUAUCACCCAGGGAUUAUGCUAAAAUGCUGGUUCUGAUUCAGCAGGUGUGGCAUGGGCCCAGGAUUUUGCAUUUCUAGGACGUUCCUGGGUGAUGCUGGUGCUGCUGGUCUGUGGACCCAACUUGAGUAGCCAGGUCCUAUAACUUUCACAACAUUCUGGUACUCUCUGAACAUUCUGGAAUCUUCCAAACAUUCUAGAAUCUUCCCAACAUCCUUAAAAUCUCUCAUCCUUCUAGGAUACCCCCUCCUCUUGUCUCUUGCGCCUUCUCCCUUCUCUCUGAACUCCUGUCUGCGCCCCAACUUGUGCAGCCACAGUUCAUUUAUUCAGUCAUCAAACACUCACUGAGCGCCCGCUCUGUGCCAGGCUCCGGGAAGGCUGAGGUGAACCAGACACAGGCCCUGCUCUCGAUGAGCACCCAGUCCAGCCAGGGAGGAGAGGACACAGAUUCUGAAACCAGACCCGGAGAAACACAUGGGUCUCUGAUCACACAAGUCUGUGUUCUGGGCAUUCAGGCACUGUGGCCCACCCAUUACCCACCACUCCCCAAGGCUGGCAGGAUAGGGUACCCCAGGUGGGGGGUAUCCUCUGCCUGGUCCUUUCUUUUUUGCCCAAUGCCCAUCAUUAAAGCAAACCCAGGGGGGCCUUGGUCAGGGGAAAGGUGCUGUGAGGAGAGGACCCAGGGGUUAGGGGGCAUUUUGGGGUAAGGGGGCCCAGACCCAUAGCUCCCCACGCGGCUGGGAUGGAAGCCUGUGAGAGCUCCUACCCUCCUCAGCACACGCCCUCCCUGCCCCGCUGCUGGGCGGCUGUCAGGGCCGUGCUCAGCCCGCUUUGCCAAAGGUGCCUGGGCCUCAGUUCUCCCAGGCUCCCAGCCACUGUCAGACACUGACGUCUGUCCCCAGGUGCUCUGACCUCCUUGGUGUCUCUCGCCAGCCCAGUGCCUCCGGCUCUCCAGGCUCUGUUAAGGUGCUGAGGCCCCGGGUGGGCAGCUCCUGCCCAGCAGAGCCGCCUCUGGCCUGCUGCUGCCUUUACAAAUGCUGCCGGGCAAUGAGCCAGGACAGAGGGCACCGGGCUUUGGACCCCUCAGCAGGUCUGGGGAACCAAAGCGAGCAACAUUCCAGGUCAAUUGGGGGGACCCUCCUCUGAGCCAUGAUGCCAAGGGAGGCGCUGGGCGAGGCUGAGGCCAAGUGAGGGACAUCAGGACUUCUGUCCCUUCCCCCUCUCCCAGGGUGGGACAGCCUGGUGGCCCCCAGCCUUCCCCUCCCGCAACCCCAGGUGGCCUGAACCUCUCCCCAGAGGGAGACGGCCUCUGCCAUUGGUGCUUAUGCGGUCUCUGGGGCAGAGGGGCCCCCGGUGGUGGUCUCUGGUGCUUCCUCAUAGCCAGGGGAGCCAUGGUUGCAUGGCUGGGGGCUGGCAGCAGGGCCUGACCCGGUGCCGUGAAGGCUGGUCCUGUACAACCACCCCCAGCCCGACUUCACCCCUGCCCUGCUUGUCCAGCAUGAUUAAAAGUUGUGAGUCUUCUUGGCAAUUCAACCUGGUUCUUUCUGCUUGGUUUCCUUUGCCCACCUUGGGAGGGCAGCCCAUCCUGUUCUGCUGGGCACAGGUUCAGGGCCCCAGAGGGACCAAGGCAGCCCAGGGCUCCAUUCCACGUGCUUGCCACCCACAAAAGAACCAGCCCGCCUC
Molecule: messenger RNA, 2887 nt
Organism: Balaenoptera acutorostrata (minke whale)
Lineage: Eukaryota; Metazoa; Chordata; Mammalia; Artiodactyla; Balaenopteridae
Gene: C1QTNF6
Product: C1q and TNF related 6
Exons: 3
Coding region: 144-944 (266 amino acids)
Molecular function (GO): protein binding
Source: RefSeq, a predicted model, not a curated record